UCUCUUUUCACAACCCUCUACAAAGAAAGGGCAAGAAAAGGAGAAAAAAAGGAAGCGGGCUUCAAAUUUCCGAAACCCUAGCUCGUCCUGUAAGAAAUCCUUCUCCAUCUGUUGAAGUCGCCGGAUUCUCACUCUCCAAACCCGCAGAGCACCAUGGUGUCGGACGCAAGCAAGAAGAAGGCGGCUGCGAAGAAGGCAGCGGCUGCUGCGAAGAGGGGAGGGAAAUCUGCUGCUGCAGCGUCAUCGAAGUCAGCAGCUUCUGAUUCACAGAAUGGGGUCGAGAAGCUGUCAAAUGGGGUCAAUGCUCUUCAGAUAUCGGAUCGAACAUGCACCGGUGUUCUCGCCUCGCAUCCUCUGUCGAGAGAUAUCCAUAUUGAGUCUUUAUCAGUGACCUUCCAUGGUCAUGACCUCAUAGUAGAUUCUGAGUUGGAACUCAAUUAUGGCAGGCGUUAUGGUUUACUUGGUCUAAAUGGAUGUGGGAAGUCCACUCUCCUUGCAGCAAUAGGUUGCAGAGAGCUUCCCAUUCCCGAUCACAUGGAUAUCUAUCACCUUACCCGGGAAAUUGAAGCUUCUGACAUGUCUUCACUUGAGGCUGUCAUUAGCUGUGAUGAGGAGAGGCUGAAAUUGGAGAAAGAAGCUGAAGCUUUGGCAGCAGAGGAUGGUGGUGGUGGAGAAGCCCUAGAACGCCUUUAUGAGCGCUUGGAAGCCUUGGACGCUGCAACUGCUGAGAAGCGUGCUGCUGAGAUAUUGUUUGGUCUUGGUUUCGACAAGAAAAUGCAAGGAAAGAAAACUCGAGAUUUUUCUGGUGGCUGGCGUAUGAGGAUUGCACUAGCGAGGGCUCUAUUUAUGAACCCUACCAUACUUUUACUUGAUGAACCUACAAAUCAUCUCGAUUUGGAAGCAUGCGUCUGGUUGGAGGAGACGUUGAAGAACUUUGAUCGCAUCCUGGUUGUUGUGUCCCACUCUCAGGACUUUCUGAAUGGUGUCUGCACGAACAUCAUCCACAUGCAGAAUAAGAAGCUUAAGCUCUACACUGGUAACUAUGACCAGUAUGUGCAGACCCGAACUGACCUGGAAGAAAACCAGAUGAAGCAGUACAAAUGGGAGCAGGAACAGAUCUCAUCGAUGAAGGAAUAUAUCGCCCGGUUUGGGCAUGGGUCUGCUAAGCUGGCCCGCCAGGCUCAGAGCAAGGAGAAGACGCUAGCAAAGAUGGAGCGUGGAGGGCUCACAGAGAAGGUGGUCAGGGACAAGGUUCUGGUCUUCCGCUUCACUGACGUGGGAAAGCUUCCGCCUCCAGUACUUCAGUUUGUGGAAGUCACCUUUGGUUACACGCCUGAAAACCUCAUCUACAGGAACCUGGACUUUGGGGUAGACUUGGACUCGAGGAUAGCGCUGGUGGGGCCCAAUGGGGCUGGGAAGAGCACCCUGCUGAAGCUGAUGACUGGUGAGCUAGUCCCACUGGAUGGCAUGGUCCGGCGGCACAACCAUCUGAGGAUUGCUCAGUUCCAUCAGCAUCUGGCAGAGAAGCUUGACGUGGAUAUGUCUGCACUCCUGUACAUGUUGAGGGAAUAUCCGGGAAAUGAGGAGGAGAAGAUGAGGGCUGCAAUUGGGCGGUUUGGGCUGACGGGCAAGGCACAGGUGAUGCCCAUGAAAAACCUGUCAGAUGGCCAAAGGAGUAGGGUUAUCUUUGCUUGGUUGGCAUGGAGGCAGCCCCACAUGCUGUUGCUUGAUGAGCCGACAAACCAUCUUGACAUAGAGACCAUCGACUCGCUGGCGGAGGCACUGAAUGAGUGGGACGGGGGGUUGGUCCUCGUCAGCCAUGAUUUCAGGCUCAUCAACCAGGUGGCCCAGGAGAUAUGGGUGUGUGAGAAUCAGGCCGUGACGCGAUGGGAAGGCGACAUCAUGGACUUCAAGCAACAUCUGAAGAACAAGGCCGGGUUAUCGGAUUGAGGUAUGGCUUCGAGAAUAUAGUAUACUUUUAUCAAUUAUAUAGGUAUGCUUAUAGUAAUGCUAUUCCAAUUUCCAUAUAACAUCUGAUAUUGUUACGCGGAGAUUCAUAGUGGUAUUAUUUCGAGACUGGACGUAUGAUCUACAGUGACCCGAUUAUCAGCUGAUAGGUGUAUGAGGCUUUUCAUUUUAAUGAUUCUGCUAUUAUUUCUUUGA
This is a messenger RNA of Magnolia sinica, 2163 nucleotides long. Its product is annotated as ABC transporter F family member 1. The record is from RefSeq and is a predicted model, not a curated record. Gene Ontology annotation, molecular function: ATP binding; ATP hydrolysis activity. NCBI's taxonomy places the organism in Eukaryota, Viridiplantae, Streptophyta, Magnoliopsida, Magnoliales, Magnoliaceae. The transcript has 6 exons. Bases 154 to 1950 code for a protein of 598 amino acids.